Aspergillus novofumigatus IBT 16806 is the source of this 711-nucleotide messenger RNA. RefSeq lists its product as uncharacterized. The record is from RefSeq and is a predicted model, not a curated record. Lineage: Eukaryota; Fungi; Ascomycota; Eurotiomycetes; Eurotiales; Aspergillaceae. The transcript has a single exon. Bases 1 to 711 code for a protein of 236 amino acids.
AUGGACUCUAAGUCCCGGCUAAGUGACAUAGCAUUACUGGAUGACUAUCUCUCGGAUCCCGACCUGAAGCCGAAUAUUCCCUGGGGCUUUAAUAUCUACCGCAGUGACUACAGCAAUGACAAGGCAUGGCAGCGCAUGCUGCACUUUAUUGAUGAAACUGUCCGCAACGGGCUGGAGGUCAACGACGCGAUGGACCUGUAUCCGCGGUACAAGCCAGUUCUAGUAGACAACAAGGAGACCUUAGAAGGAGCAACCUCACAUGACAUCCGCGAUCAUUUUAUUGCUUGGGUAGCUGAGGAAUUGCCCCAGGUAGUAUCACAACCAAAUGAGUUCUUCGCACGCGAAGAAUUCAACUCGAUCGGCCUUCGUCGAGAAUGGACUUUGGGUACGCGAUAUAACUUUUGUCUUUUUGUGGAUGAUAUUUGCAUUGAGUCAUUGGAUGAGAUGAGGUAUCCUAUGGUGAAGUUGCUCUGGGGACAAUGGGGACCCCUGAAGCCCCAUGAACGAAACUAUGCUAUACAUCCAGAAUAUGAGGAUGGUGAGACGGAUGAGGAUGAUGAGGAUGUUGGCUGGACGUACAUGAGUGUGGAUGACUAUAUGCGGUAUUACAACCAUCUGAAUGAGUACGACUGGUGGUAUAACUUCUACGCGCGGCCGCCCUACAUGGUCGAGCAGUAUGGGAAAAUUCCAGGAUCAUGGAGGAAGGGCUAA